UAAUCGACAGUAAAUAUCCAGGUCACAAAUCUGACCAAUCAUAUUUCACGUUGUUCAGUCUUUGUCCAAUCGUCUGUGAGCUUGUUUGAUUACGACAGAGAGCAACAAGAAGUUUCCAAAAUGGUGCUUGAAAGUACUAUGGUCUGUGUGGACAACAGUGAAUAUAUGAGAAAUGGAGACUUUCUACCAACGAGGCUACAGGCUCAACAAGACGCUGUCAACAUUGUCUGCCACUCAAAAACACGAAGUAAUCCAGAAAAUAAUGUGGGCCUCAUCACAAUGGCAAAUAACUGUGAGGUCCUGACCACACUGACACCAGAUUCUGGCCGCAUCUUGUCCAAACUCCACGCUGUCCAGCCCAAAGGAAAGAUCUCUUUCUGCACGGGCAUCAGAGUGGCUCAUCUGGCCCUAAAACAUAGACAAGGAAAAAACCACAAGAUGAGGAUCAUUGCCUUUGUUGGGAGUCCUGUGGAGGACAAUGAGAAAGAUCUUGUCAAGCUGGCAAAGCGCUUGAAAAAAGAGAAAGUGAAUGUGGAUAUUAUCAACUUUGGAGAAGAGGAGGUGAACACAGAGAAGCUGACUGCUUUUAUAAAUACUUUAAAUGGGAAGGAGGGGACAGGAUCCCACCUGGUCACAGUCCCUCCAGGACCCAGUCUGGCUGAUGCACUGCUGUCCUCUCCCAUCCUGGCUGGUGAAGGAGGCUCUAUGAUGGGUCUUGGUGCCAGCGACUUUGAGUUUGGUGUGGAUCCCAGUGCUGAUCCAGAGCUAGCCCUGGCAUUGCGUGUGUCAAUGGAGGAGCAGCGACAGAGGCAGGAGGAAGAGGCCCGCAGAGCUGCUGCUGCUUCUGCAGCGGAGGCCGGCAUGCCCACACCCAGCGCAGACGAAUCAGAGGAGGCCUUACUGAAGAUGUCAGUAUCUCAGCCUGAGAGUGGUGCAGCAGUGCUUCCUGACUUCAGCAGCAUGACGGAGGAGGAGCAGAUAGCCUAUGCCAUGCAGAUGUCUCUCGCUGGAGGAGAGUAUGGAGAAAUGGACACAGGAGCCCCCAUGGACACUGCAGAAUCUGCUAAGGAGGAAGAUGACUAUGAUGUGAUGCAAGACCCAGAGUUCCUUCAGAGUGUCUUGGAGAACCUACCCGGCGUUGACCCGAACAACGAGGCCAUCCGCAAUGCCAUGGGCUCCCUGGCCUCCCAGACAGGAAACAAACCCGAUGGCAAAAAGGAUGAGGAGAAGAAGAAAUGAGGAACAAAGAGACUCCAGACAUUGACUAGAAAAAACAAAACGAAACAAAACUGCAGAGUAAUGCAGGAUUACUUUAGUACACAAAAGAUUGCUGAUGCAUCGUCUGUCUGACAGCCCAGCAUGAGACAGCACUCUUUAAGUUUAAUACCAUUGUUUUCUGUAAGACACUGAGAAGCACCAACAGAAUAACUAAGUAUAUCUAAGUGUAAAAUCUGACUGCCCAGUAAUAUAAAUUGAUAUGAUCUCAAAAAUGUAAAAGGAUCCACUUUCAAAUUGCCUUGUGUGUUCUUUACCCUGCAUUUUCUCAACAUGGUGUAAAAGAAGAAGUUAUGAUGACAGGCUUUAAAACAGUUAGCCACUCUCCUGUCAUGUCUUUGUGUUUUUUGCAAUAAAAGUCAUGUGUAAAUAA
Messenger RNA from Scatophagus argus, 1648 nucleotides. RefSeq names its product 26S proteasome non-ATPase regulatory subunit 4. Bases 121 to 1239 code for a protein of 372 amino acids. NCBI's taxonomy places the organism in Eukaryota, Metazoa, Chordata, Actinopteri, Scatophagidae. Gene Ontology annotation, cellular component: proteasome regulatory particle, base subcomplex; nucleus; cytosol. Gene Ontology annotation, molecular function: polyubiquitin modification-dependent protein binding. The transcript is spliced from 10 exons. Gene Ontology annotation, biological process: proteasome-mediated ubiquitin-dependent protein catabolic process. The record is from RefSeq and is a predicted model, not a curated record.